This is a messenger RNA of Sphaerodactylus townsendi, 900 nucleotides long. RefSeq names its product MYB binding protein 1a (gene MYBBP1A). Gene Ontology annotation, cellular component: nucleolus. Gene Ontology annotation, molecular function: RNA binding; transcription corepressor activity; transcription factor binding. The record is from RefSeq and is a predicted model, not a curated record. NCBI's taxonomy places the organism in Eukaryota, Metazoa, Chordata, Lepidosauria, Squamata, Sphaerodactylidae. Gene Ontology annotation, biological process: regulation of DNA-templated transcription. The transcript has 4 exons. The coding region runs from base 16 to 792 and encodes 258 amino acids.
CUGGCUAUUUUUAAUAUGAUCUGUGCAGCGGUCUUUUCCCUUUGUCCGUUCCAGGCUCAGGCCUGUAUGCUUCUCCAGAAAGCUCUACAGACCCGGCAGUUCCGACUUUCAAUUACAGAAGAGGAAUGGGAGGAGCUGAUUAGAGAAAGCACCAAUCAAGUCACACAGACCUUGAAGAUGGUGAGCGAGUUCAAAGUCAAAGCCGACCAGGAGAAAGUCCUCAAAUGCCUGGAGCUCCUGAACUUUCUCCUGAGAACCGUGACGCAGCAAAAGCUGAAUGUGGAUCUGACAGAUUUGCGGGAUGUGCUGCAGGCGCUAAGUCAGCACGAAGGGUUUGGGAAGUCCGCACGACUUGGAAAUAUCUACUGGAACGUCAUGACGCUCCUGGGCUUCACCCGGCCUGCAAAGGAGAAGGUGUCAGCCCAGCCAAAGAACCCAACUGAAGCAGAACCCGUGAAGCGGAAGAAAAAAGGUUUCCUGCCAGCUUCUAAAAAACGCAGCAAUCGCAAAAAGGUUCCUCAGCAGCCCCAGGAGAAUGGCGCUGGAAGUGGCGGGCAGCAGGCCGUUGUGGAUGGCACCGAGGCUGUUCCUUCCAGGAAGAGGAAGAAGAGAAAAAACAAGAAAAAGAGAGGGGCAGGAGGAAGCCAGGACCAAGCCCCCAGUCAGCAGGGUCCUCCAGCCAAAAAGCCAAAGUUACCACCAGCCCGUGCCGAAGAGACUGACUCAAAAGUUGGCAACUUGAAGAAGAAAAAGAAGAAAGGCAGAAAGCCGGUUCAUGUCGGUGGGAAGUGAUUCACAACUGUGGGGUGGGAUUGUGUUUUGUAAAUGUAUAGAGAGUUGCAUAUUGCAGCUUUGUAUUAUUUUAAUAAACUAUCUUCGUUGCUAAUAACGCACACACAA